UAUCUUCCGAGCUUUCCACUGUACGUGAGAAGUUCUCCGCUUCACGUUUGAGUAACCUGGAGUGAAGUUGCCGGGGAAGAGCUGAGGCUCAGCAUCGCCUACACCUGUCCACGUUUAUUUUGCGGUAGAGAUAACAUCUGUGGAGGCGAGUGGACAGGCAAGGUUUCAGGUCCGAACCCUUCUUCAGACACGAACUCCUUUUCAGAACAGGGACACCGAAUUAUUUAGUUUGCUGAUUGCAUUUACUCCAAUGCAUUUUUGAUUAAACAACCCAUUCAGAGUGAGGAACAGCUAAAAACAGCAAACAGCAAGUUUUGUUUCUGCAUAGCUAAUUAAGCUGUUGGAUCUAUACAACCAUUCCUAAUGUCUGAAAUGCAUGGAGUACCAAACGGGAAAGCAAAAGAGGAAGAUGAUAUGUCAAAUGGUGACUUGGGUGACGGUUUUCGCAGGAAGCCUGGUGGAAUUUAUGAUGGGCAACAUUGUUCAAUUGCUGAGACUUCAAGAUCAAGACAAGGAUCCGAUUGCAAUGGUGAUGUAUUUAGUAGAAAUAUAAAAAAGGAUGAAAAGAAUGAGAUUCCAUGUUUCCGUUGGACCACAAACGGCAGCAUUUCCGAUUCCUUCCACCAGCUUAUGAAUUCUGAUGUAACUAGUAUCAGCAGGCGAUUGAGCAAUAUUGGUACAGAAGUUGAAAUGUCAAACGAAGAACUAAAACUGAGGCUCCUGGAAGUUAUGCAGGAAGCAGAAAUUUUACGAUCUGAGCUUGAAGUAACACAACGGAAACUCGAGGGAAAAUAUGAAGCCUUAAAAAUACUGCAGGGCAUGGCAGUGCUUGAUAAAGCCACAGUGCACACAAAGACUCUACAUCAAAAAACAGGGGAACGAAACAAGAUUUUAGAAAAGGAAGUCAAUAUAUUGCAGUGGGAAAAUGACUUCAAACAAGAUAAAUUUAAAAAUCUGGAACAGUUUUGGACUGAAAGGUUUGAAAGAAUGUGCAUUGAAAACGCUGAUCUUGCCAAAAAUUUGGAAGUAAGAGAUGCUGAGAUUCGGGAUCUCAAAUCAGAAAAGGCAUUAUUGACCCAGCAAUCUUCAGAGCUAUUAGCAAUGCUCAACAUAAAGGAUCAACACACAUUCCAAAGAACAUUGCCAACAACCAUGAAUGGCUUUACUGAAAUUACAGCAUUAGAGCUGGGAGUGCUUGGAGCCUGUCACUGUAAUACUAUUAGAGCGGAGCCUUGUGGUUGUGCCAGAAUGGCAGCCGCUACACGCAAGGAAUUGUUGCAGCUUAAGCAAAAGUUUGAUUUCCAGAGAAAGCGCGAGGAAGAGGCAUAUCUUGUGGCUGAUGCAUUUAGAAGUGCUUUUGAACAUCAACUGAAAAGGACAAAUGAUCAAACUCUUCGAAUUACUGAAGUGGGAAAACUGCACAGAAAAUAUCUCAAGAAAUGGCUUGUGUCGACGCAAUCCAAAGAAGAUCCUACUUGCAAAACAGAAGCGAAUCAUACAACAUUUGGGCAAAAGUUGAAGGGGCUGUUUAAUUCCGCAGCAGACUAUAAGAAAUUGGAAGUCUUGGAUGACCCACAGGAAGUGCUGAGGAUGCUUAUUGACUUGUUAAAUGAUAAAGAGGAGGCUCUGGCACAUCAGAGGAAAGUUAGCUAUAUGCUGGCACGAAAUAUUGAAGGACAAAAUCGAAAUGACUCUCAGGACAUCCCAACUACUGAUGGUUCAAGAUUUCUUCACUGUCAAAAAAGAUCUGAAGAGCUCAAAAAUACCACAAGCCCAUCAGUUGAUCGACGCUUAAAGGAGCACAGAACUGUGUUCAGGACAUAUUCUUUUCCUCCAAGUUACUUUGCAGAAAGUUAAAAACGCAAAGAAUAUUUAAACAUUUUGUGGCAAUAUUUAAUACAAUUGGAUGAAGCCCUCCUCAUAACAAAGUGGCCAGGAAAUAGCAGAUAUUUAAUGAAUUUUACCAUUUUUAAGUGAACUCUUCAGAAGCAAUGGUAUACCAUCUUUUAAAAUAUAUGACUAAACUGUGUUUUCCAUUUCUCUGGAAUCUCAUUAGUCCAUUUUUUGAAAAUAAGUUCAGCAUUUAAUGACUUUGGAUGGAAUGUGUUUUGCACUUUACAUUAUGGCAAUUAAAUGUUAUUUACCAUAUGAUGCAAACUAUGGAUGCAAAUCUGGGCAAAUCAUGAUGAAACCAAUGCUCUGGCCAAAAGAAAAUGAAUGGAGCUUUGUUUUAUGCUUUGUUCAUUGGGAAUCAAAGGAAGAAAUUGGAUUACAUCCAUGUGGAUGGAUUGCCCUGCUCUUCAAAAUCUCAGUUACAUAAAAAUACCUGUGAAGUUUGGGUUCUGCAGUCUUGAAUGUACCUCAAAGUGAUUUUGUAGAGAAAUGCAACAUUGUUAAAGAUCUGUUUAAGUAUUUCAAGUUGGCUUGUAAAUUAGCUCUCAUGUAAAAAAGCAAACUUAAUUUUUUGAAUUUCAUUUGAACGUAUGUGGUUUUAUUUAAGCAAACAGAAGUCAAUUUGCACAUAUCAGGGGCACACAAACAGUUAGAAUAAUUGACCUGUUAUUCUGCUCUAUUUCAAAUGAUUUAAGUACUAUUUUUGUUUAUGUUAAUAAUGUUUUUUGCUUUAAAAAAGGAUUCUUACCAAUAAAUCUUCAGUUAUCCAGUGAGUGAUCAUGUGGCAGAAGAGAGGGAGAAACUUAAAGUAAUCAUCAUCAUCAGUAGUGAAAAAGUAUUGUAUAAACUAAUGGGAUUAAAGCUGACAACUCCCUUGGAAUUUAGGGUCUCAUGUGCCCAGUGAUAGUGGUUGCAUUGGAGAUGACCUUCCAUAAUUCCCUGGAUUCUGGAAAGAUCCCAGCAUAUUGAAAAAUCAUAGACUUAUAAGCUCAUUCAAGAGACUUGGUCCCUUCUCCAGUAAUUAUUUAGAUCUGAUGGUUCAAAUAUAGGUGCGGGAGGAAGGAUAUGUGGAGGAAACUAGGGCAGGGCAUGCACUGUUAAUGAUAAAGUACUGCAAAGUGCAGAAUAGAAAGAUGUACAAAUAUGUAGUUCCAUGAAAAUGGCGACAUGGGUAUUCAGGGUGGUAAAGAAGGCAUAUGACACGCUUUCCCUUGUCUGACAGCCUAUUGAGUACAACAAUAUGGACACUGUUAUAGAACAUGGCUGAGACCAGGCUGGAAGUGUGUGUGUGUGUGCGCAGUUCAAGUCACCAUACCAUUGGGAGGAUGUGAUUCAACUAGAGGGUGCUUGGAAAAAAA
Messenger RNA from Amblyraja radiata (thorny skate), 3251 nucleotides. It is a transcript of the gene ccdc125, whose product is annotated as coiled-coil domain containing 125. Bases 364 to 1857 code for a protein of 497 amino acids. The record is from RefSeq and is a predicted model, not a curated record. The transcript is spliced from 12 exons. Gene Ontology annotation, cellular component: cytoplasm. Gene Ontology annotation, biological process: negative regulation of cell motility; negative regulation of Rho protein signal transduction. Lineage: Eukaryota; Metazoa; Chordata; Chondrichthyes; Rajiformes; Rajidae.